AUGCCCCAGAGGGGCCACCCAUCUCAAGAGGGGCUCCGGGCCCUGCCCGGCCUCCUCAUGGCACACAAGCCACAGCCUGAGGCUGAUGGAUUGUUGGACCUCAGCUUCCUGACAGACGAGGAGCAGGAGGCCAUUGCCGACGUCCUGAAGCGAGAUGCCCGCCUUCGCCAGUUGGAGGAGGGCCGGGUCAGCAAGCUUCGGGCCUCACUGGCAGACCCUGGGCAGCUGAAGAUCCUGACAGGAGACUGGUUCCAGGAAGCACGCUCACAACGGCACCACCAUGCCCACCUUGGCUCUGAUCUUGUCCGAGCCUCUAUCCGCAGAAAGAAGAGCUCCCUGGGAGACCAGGCUCCAGGCAGCGAUGGGGAGGCUGAAACUGCUGAGAAAGGAGCUGAAGAGGCGCUGGAGCCCAGGCUCCCCAUGGACAAGGCACCCCAAGAGAUGCUCACCAAGGCUGAGAAACCUGAUUUCCCCUCACCAUAUGUCCCGCUAAAGGCUUCAGAUCAUGAGGAAGAGCCCCAGGCCCAGGAAGACCCGAGCCCCGGGGACUCGCAGGUCUUUGCAGAGGAGGCGGACCCGGAGCCGGAGCCGCGGUCGCGGGGAGCGGAGUCGCCGCCACCGCCAGCCCAGACCCAGACGGCGCCCAAGAUCCUGGAGAACGGGGAGGAGGCUCCGGGGCCCGGCCCCUCACUCGACCGCAUGCUCAGCAGCAGCUCCUCGGUGUCCAGCCUCAACUCCUCCACGCUGAGCAGCAGCCAGCUGAGCCUGUCCGGGGAGGCCGAGGCGGGCGCGGUGCAGGUGCGCGGCUCGGUGCACUUCGCGCUGCGCUACGAGCCGGGCACCGCCGAGCUGCGCGUGCACGUGAUCCAGUGCCAGGGCCUGGCGGCCGCGCGACGCCACCGCUCCGACCCCUACGUCAAAAGCUACCUCCUCCCGGAUAAGCAGAGCAAGCGCAAGACGGCGGUGAAGAAACGGAAUCUGAACCCGGUCUUCAACGAGACUCUGAGGUACUCCGUCCCGCAGGCCGAGCUCCGGGGCCGCGUGCUGAGCCUGUCCGUGUGGCACCACGAAAGGCUGGGUCGCAACGUCUUUUUGGGCGAAGUCGAAGUGCCUCUUGACACGUGGGACUGGGACUCUGAGCCCACGUGGCUCCCCCUGCAGCCCCGGGUCCCGCUCUCUCCCGACGACCUCCCCAGCCGCGGGCUGCUCUCCCUGUCCCUCAAGUACGUCCCCGCCGGCUCCGAGGGCGCGGGACUGCCCCCCACCGGGGAGCUGCACUUCUGGGUGAAGGAGGCUCAGGACCUCGCGCCACUGCGCUCAGAAACGCUGGAUACCUACGUACAGUGUUCAGUGCUGCCUGAUGACAGCCGGGCCAGCCGCCAACGGACAAGGGUGGUACGACGCAGCCUCAGCCCUGUGUUCAACCAUACCAUGGUUUAUGAUGGCUUCGGGCCUGCUGACCUGCGCCAGGCCUGUGCUGAGCUCUCCCUCUGGGACCAUGGGGCCCUGGCCAGCCGCCAGCUGGGGGGUACACGCCUCAGCCUGGGCACCGGCAGCAGCUAUGGGCUCCAGGUGCCCUGGAUGGACUCCACACCGGAGGAAAAGCAGCUGUGGCAGACACUCCUGGAGCGACCGUGUGAGUGGGUGGAUGGCCUUCUGCCCCUCAGAACCAACCUGGUCCCCAGGACAUAGCUGCCCUACAAGCACCACCAAACUCCUCUCUGGAACCC
Odobenus rosmarus divergens (Pacific walrus) is the source of this 1730-nucleotide messenger RNA. It is a transcript of the gene SYTL1, whose product is annotated as synaptotagmin-like 1. Gene Ontology annotation, cellular component: exocytic vesicle; plasma membrane. The transcript is spliced from 14 exons. The coding region runs from base 1 to 1692 and encodes 563 amino acids. Lineage: Eukaryota; Metazoa; Chordata; Mammalia; Carnivora; Odobenidae. The record is from RefSeq and is a predicted model, not a curated record. Gene Ontology annotation, molecular function: neurexin family protein binding; small GTPase binding. Gene Ontology annotation, biological process: exocytosis; intracellular protein transport.